AUGAGUUCUUUUGCCAAAAUCAAAUGCUUUUUAGCAUCAUUUUUAAUCUUUUAUACUUCAUAUUUAUACUUCUACAAAUGUCAAACAUUAACUCCUUUACAAGAAGUAGGUGAAAAGAUUUUACAUCCAUUACAUUCACAUCAUUCUCAAUUAUGUGAAGUUUUACAUAAUGGUAUUAAUUAUGUUGAACCAUAUGCUACAAAAACUCAUAAAUUCUUAGAUGAUAAUGUUCAUUCUCAUCCAUUAUUUAUUGAAUAUAAAAUUCAUGAAAAAAUUGAAUUUGCUAAAUCGCAAUUUAUUAAAUAUGUUUAUCCAAGAAUUUAUGAAUUAUAUCAAUUAACUGAUCAAGUUGAAGCUAAAGCUUAUGAUCAUUUUACUGGAUUAUAUCAUCAAGUAAUUGAAUUUGGUCAAUCUAAAUUAAAGAAUGAUUAA
Messenger RNA from Insectozyma verbasci, 432 nucleotides. NCBI's taxonomy places the organism in Eukaryota, Fungi, Ascomycota, Pichiomycetes, Serinales, Debaryomycetaceae. The record is from the annotation of a GenBank genome assembly.